Messenger RNA from Mugil cephalus (flathead mullet), 7075 nucleotides. It is a transcript of the gene raph1b, whose product is annotated as Ras association (RalGDS/AF-6) and pleckstrin homology domains 1b. Gene Ontology annotation, biological process: signal transduction. The record is from RefSeq and is a predicted model, not a curated record. The transcript has 18 exons. NCBI's taxonomy places the organism in Eukaryota, Metazoa, Chordata, Actinopteri, Mugiliformes, Mugilidae. Gene Ontology annotation, cellular component: plasma membrane; cytosol. Bases 616 to 5304 code for a protein of 1562 amino acids.
GAACUCACAUUUCUGCCAACCCAAAAAGAAAAAAAAAAAAAAAAAAAAAAAAAAAAGUCAUUGCAGGAAAAACUGAGAAAGACCGAGAAACUACCUUGAGAAGAGGUGAAUAAGAAACUGUCUCUACGCCCUGUGAGUCACGGAGUGAGGCACAUGUGCAAACAGCGGAUCACACACUCUGGUUUGAAAGAAAAGCAGCUCUCUGCACCGAACAGGGAGACGGAAUUUUGGUUUCCCACAGGCCGUGAAGGCGGCGUCGGAUCCUGGGCUGGACAGGAAACGACGGAGACGCGCAGCGUGUCUCCGGCAGCUCCGGGAGAGAAGAAUGGAAAAGGGAAUAGGUUUGUGGAUUGUAAGCGCGGACGAGGCAACGUGUGAAAACAUGAGGGCACUUUUUUAAAAACUAGAUUCCUGCUUUUUUUUAAAUAGAUACUUAGACAUAUCAUACCGGGAGUUUCUUCUUCUCCCCCCACCCCUCCUGAGGGCAGGGAUAUUUGCUCCCUUUGGAGAGAACACACAGCAGAGGAGAGGACCUUCUUUGUGACUCCCAUUUCACUGUUUCUGGUUUCUUCUGACCUUUAACCUCAGCAGGAAGGAGGCAAAACCACUUCAGAGAUGGAGCAGGUAUCGGACGAUGAGCUGGACCACGGAGCAGAGGAGGACAGCGACAAGGAGGACCAGGACCUGGACAAGAUGUUCGGAGCCUGGCUGGGGGAGCUGGACAAACUCACACAGAGUCUGGAUGACGGCAGGCCGCAAAAGACGCUGCAGAAGCCUCCUCUCAGGCAGGAGACGAACAUGGCCAACUUCUCCUACCGCUUCUCCAUGUACAACAUAAAUGAGGCGCUGAACCAGGGGGACACGGUGGACCUGGACGCCCUCAUGGCCGACCUGUGCUCCAUCGAGCAGGAGCUCAGCACCAUUUCCAAACCGAACUCGACCUCCCGCAGCCAGAGCAAAGGCACGCAGAGAGGGCACGGGGGGCGCAGCGCCAGCACCAAGCACACGGGCACCGGUGGAGGGGGGAGCAGCGGAGGAAGUACAAGCAGCAGCACCCGGGCGUCGCCGGCCAACACCGUGCGCGGAGGCAGCGCGGGCACCCGCCCCGCCGCCGCCUCCAACAUCUCCCUGGACGACAUCACGUCCCAGCUGGAGAAGGCCUCGCUCAGCAUGGACGAGGCGGCGCGCCAGACGUCCUCCUCGUCCUCCUCCUCCUCCUCGUCCUUCUCCUCCUCCACCCUGCGGCGGCCGUCGUCCGGCUCGUCCGGCGGCGGGGCGGCCCAGCAGCACCGGAGGGCCGGCUCGGUGGGCGCCGUCAGCGAGCAGGAGGCCGCGUCGCAGCGGUCCAGCGUGAACUCGGCGUGCGCCUCGGCGUCCAGCAUGGACUCCCUGGACGCGGACAAAGUGCUGAUGGGCGGAGAGGCGGAGGGCAGCCCGAGCACGCAAGGACAAAGCCAGACCAGCACGGAGCAUGUCACACUGCGACGGGCCAACGGUAACCCGGCCAGGCGGCAGCUUGACUUCACCUCACGGGAGAGUGAGAUGGAUCGGGCAACUCACUCCUAUCUGGACCGAGAAACCUCGCUCAUUCUGAAAAGCAUAGCUGGAAAGCCUUCUCACCUCCUGACCAAGGAGGAGCAAGCUGCCAAACUGAAGGCAGAGAAGAUCAGAGUCGCCCUGGAGAAAAUCAAGGAGGCGCAGGUCAAAAAGCUGGUGAUCAGGGUCCACAUGUCGGACGAGAGCUCCAAGACCAUGAUGGUGGACGAGCGGCAGACGGUCAGGCAGGUGCUGGACAGCCUGCUGGACAAGUCUCACUGCGGCUACAGCCCCGACUGGUCUCUGGUGGAAACCAUCACCGAGCUACAGAUGGAGCGCAUUUUCGAGGAUCACGAGAACCUGGUGGAGAAUCUGUUAAACUGGACCCGGGACAGCCACAACAAGCUCAUGUUCAUUGAGCGCAUCGAGAAGUACGCCCUGUUCAAGAACCCGCAGAACUAUUUGUUGGGGCGGAAGGAGACGUCAGAAAUGGCCGACAGGAAUAAAGAGGCUUUGUUGGAGGAGUGUUUCUGCGGUGGCUCGGUGUCCGUGCCAGAGAUCGAGGGUGUCCUGUGGCUCAAAGAGGACGGGAAGAAGUCAUGGAAGAAGCGCUACUUCCUCCUCAGGGCUUCGGGGAUCUACUACGUCCCCAAAGGCAAAGCCAAGGCGUCCAGAGAUCUCGUGUGCUUCCUGCAGUUGGACCACGUUAACGUGUAUUACGGCCAGGACUACCGCAGCAAAUACAAGGCUCCCACUGACUACUGCCUGGCGCUGAAGCAUCCACAAAUCCAGAAGAAGUCGCAGUACAUCAAGUAUCUGUGCUGCGACGACGUCCGCACCCUGCACCAGUGGGUGAAUGGAAUUCGUAUCGCCAAGUAUGGGAAGCAGCUGUACGUGAACUACCAGGAAGCCAUGAAGAGGACGGAGGCGGCCUACGAUUGGUCCUCUCUGUCCACCUCCAGCAUCCGGUCCGGCUCCAGCUCGGCCAGCAUACCAGAGUCCCAGUCUAAUCAUUCAGGCCAUUCAGACAGCGGGGUGGACACGGGCUCCUCUCAUGGUCGGUCCCAGAGCGUGGUGAGCUCCAUUUUCUCUGAAGCCUGGAAGAGGGGCACCCAGAUUGAGGAAAGCUCAAAGAUGAGGAUGGAGGCGUCCAGAUCUGCCACUCUGCCACACGGUUCCCACGUCCACCGGCAUCACAGCCAACAUUCGGUGGACCACCAAGCCCUGACGCCCCCACCGGUUCAGCCUCCGGUGCAGCCUCCGGUGCAGCCUCAACCUCACCAACAGCACCCGCCGCAGCCCCAGACGCCAACCCAGCCACAACACCAGCACCUGCCUCCCCAGCCCCAGUCUCCUCAGAAGGCCCUUCAGCCACCACAACCACCACCACAGGCUCCUCCACCAGGGCCUCAACAGCAGCAGCAGCAGCCGCCGCCCCCCACCAUCAGCGGCUACGAACACGUGCCGCCGCCCCGCGCCAUCAGCGGCUACGACCACGCGCCGCCACCCCACGCCAUCAGCGGCUAUGACCACGUGCCGCCGCCACACACCAUCAGCGGCUACGACCACGUGCCGCCGCAACAGCCAGAUUUUGCGCCUCCUCCUCCUCCUCCGCCGCCACCUCCGCCGCCUCCCCCGCCCCCCGUUCAGAUGGUGUCGCACCACUCUCCGGCUCCGACCAUGUACAAGUACAGCACGAUCACCAGGCUCCAGAACCAGAUGGCCUCCCAAGCUGCCAACCACCACAAGCUGCCCCAUCACCUCCACGCAAUGGCUCACCAAGUCCUGCCCCCUCCCCCGACUCCGCCCGCACAGGUCAACAAACCCAACGUGAACCACAUAGCCGCAAGGACUACUGUCCCGCCUCCACCUCCCCCACCCCCUCCGCCGUCCAUGCCAACCCCUGGGUCAGCCAUGGCCGUAUUGCGGCGGGGUCCUCCCAGCCCAGCGACCCCACCUGCCUUCAUCCCUCCACCCCCAGUUCCUCCACCUGCUCCACACGCCAAUGGAUUAGCAUUUCCUCCCCCUCCCUCUCCUCCUCCACCACCUCCCGCUUCGCCUCCAGUGAGUCAGCCCAUUUACCCCAACGGGCUGAAGCAGGCACUGAAGGAGCGCUUUCCCAGCCCACCCCGGGACCUCCUGUCUCCAAACGGCAGCCUUGAGGAGUCUCCGCCGCCUGCCCCUGCUCCACCACCUCCUCCCCCUCCGCCACCGCCCCCGCCACCACCUCCUCCCCCUCCGCAGCAGUUCCCAGUGCCACCCCAGUUUCCACCGGCUCCUGCACCUCCACCGGCGCCACCCAAAACCUUCACCCCUGGCUUCGUCCCUCACACCGCCCCUAAGCCUAUGUCGCCAGUCUCCCCAUUUCCUCCCGCCCCACCUCCCGCUGCCAUGGGUGGCCCAACCCCUACUCCGCCGCCACCACCGCCCCCUCCUCCACCGGCUCCCCUCAAGAAGCAGUUCAGCCUCCAGGCGGGCCACUCCUCCGGGCACCCUCCUCCGACUCUGCCGAAGCAGCACAGCCUCUCUAAGCCAGCGACCGUUCCCACAGGUGCUCCUCCGACCAUGUCUCUCGUCAAACAGCUGGCAAGUCAGUUUCCAGGAGCUUCAUCUCAAACACUAAACCACACAGAGAGCCCCAAAGCCCCUCUGUCCCCACCUGCCGUCAAGACCAAACCCAAAUGGCAGCCUGGAGGCGGCCAGCAGCUACAGUCUCCAGAGUUCCCACCUCCUCCUCCAGACAACAACGCUAGCUUCCCUGCACCUCCUCCUCCUCCACCACCUCCUCCAGCACCCGUUACAGGCCCAACACCUCCUCCUCCUCCGCUCCCCCCUGGAAACCUCGGCUCCCCCACAAGGAGGUCACCCUCUGGCUCGUUCAGUGUGGGAGGCAAGAAGCCUCCUCCCACCCCCCAGAGGAACUCCAGCAUCAAGUCCAACUCUUCAGCGUCGUACGAAGAGUCCAGAAGAAAUUUGCUCAGCAAGUUUGCCCCCCAGGGCAACACCUCUUCUCCCCCUCCGUGUCCCACCUCCUCUUCCACCGGAUCCCCUUCCAAGGACUCCUCAGCCGGACCCCGUGCUCCCCCAAAACCAGGCAAGCUCAACCUGGCUAACCUGCCGUUGGCGCUGCAGUCAAAAGUGAGUCAGGCGAAGCAGUCCGGUGGCGACUUUCCUUCCCCACCACCUGACUGCGCCUACUUCCCACCUCCUCCCCCUGCGUCCGAGCUCUUCCCCCCUCCGCCGCCCCCAGGAAAUGACACGCACAGCGGUGGACCUCCCAGAGUGGCUGUGGUCAACCCUCAGCCCCAAGCUCCCCCGCCGCCGCCACCCAUAUCCCUCGUCAGCAACUCCACGUGGGGCAAGAGCUCACUGAAAAAGACUCCGCCGCCCACGCUCGUGCGUCGCAGUAACACCACCCCCGAACCUCCUCCGCUGUCCCCGCCUCCACCCACCUCCCCAAAGGGCGGCUCGGGACAGCCCAAUUUCCUGGAGGACCUCAACCGGACACUGAAGCGAAAGUCCGUGGGUCGCCAGGGUUCCGUCAGCUCUGCCGGCCUCUCGGGGAAGCUGGACCCCGUGGGGACUAUGGACGACAUGGCGCUGCCCCCGCCGCCCCCCGAGCUGCUACUGGACCAAGGAAAGCAGAGCAACGGAGGGAACGGCGGCUACAUGUCCGGAAACAUCUCAGGCUAUGCAACGCUACGACGAGGUCCCCCGCCCGCGCCACCCAAACGGGGGGACACCACCAAGCUCACGGGAGAGUGUUGAACUUAAACGAUUAAAAAAUGGACAAAUUCAACCCUAAGAUGCUCCUGUCCUCAUUGGAUCGCAGUGACGAACACAUGACUGUGUAUAUACUGAAAGCCAAACCAGACCAUGGACUACGAGUGUUUGCUAAUGAUUUUUACCACGCUAGGCAUCCUGGAUCAGUUGGGGUUUUAAGUUACAAAAAAAAAAAUAUUACUUCUUUGUGAUUGUCUAAACUAUUGGCCUCCGUGGUAAGCCCCUCCUGUCUGGUACACCGAGCACAGUUAAGCGAACACUAUAACCAUGCAAAUAUUACUGGAUCCAGGUCUGAGCCAAAUCAUCUAUCCGCUUCUUUGCCAUAAGUUUGUGCCACGUACUGGAGACAACAACAAAAAAAAAAACAAAACAAAGAGAGAGAGGAAACCCGUUGAGGGGGAGAUCUUUCUGCUUUUUGGUACUGCAUGGACCACGUGUAACAACAAGCUGUAAAUCAUGGAGCUGCUCCGGUGUGUGCGCAUGUGUGAGAGAACGAGAGAAGCAGAGACUGACUUUGCAUGCAUGCAUCGUGUGCGUGCAUGGAUGUAUGAUUUAAUGGUGAGUAGUUAACCAUUAGGGAAGGCCUUCUCGUUACAGGGACUGUUAGGUUUGCUUUUAUAUAAAAUUAUUUAAUGACCGAUAAAUGGAAGGAUUUUUUUAUAAGUGUCUUUUAAUAGCUGGUCAACAAAGCAAAAGGAGCGGGGGCGACGGUCGCGGGCUCGGAGGAAUGUAUGUGGAAGGCGUUUUUUUUUUAAAACGAAACACUAGAUUGCAGUAACGCAGAUGCGCUCAGACCCGUCGUCCCACGCAUUUCUAGUCUGCUUCAGCGCUCGUUAAAAAUGCAAAUCAGAAGGAAGCCUUAUUCCCAAAGUCUUGCACAGAGGUUAAAACAGAAAGGAGAUAUCUUCCUCGAGGCUCAGCAGAGUCUGGACUGUGCAACUGGGGGGGACAAAAAAAUCUGCUUUUAUUUAAUGCAAAACUCGUAUUGGACUUCUGUAAAUGGAGAGGAGGCUUGUGGUGACGUAUCUUCGUGGACUGUGUGAGUUCCCUGUGUGUUGGCUUGAUUUCGGACCUUAUCCUUCAGUUUGUAUCUGUACAGUCGCAGCUGCCGCUCCGUCGCCGCCUCCUUUAGUCGCACGGCAUCCCCGUCCAGGACGUACAGGCCGGAUUGAACCGAGCGAAAGCCUGGUCAAUGUACAGAGCGCCAGCUGAUAACAGAAACCGUCGGACUUGCAUUUAGACUGAAUGUCAACAUUGUGUCUGUUGAGUCUUCAUGGUGCCAUUGCAGCUCCGGACAAAGGUCGCUUCUUUUUGUAUCUAGAUAGCCGAUCAUGAAGGGUUUUCAUUUCUGGCAGCAACGCCUUGAUCUUUAGGGUGCUAACGUGUCCCCCUGAGGAAGUCAACACAGUGCCCUCGCGUUGCCAGGGUUGCAUAUCAUAAACGUUUCAGAUCCUUAAGACUGAAUUAUUGUGGAAAUGCCGUGGUGGAAGCUUUUACAGACUUUUCAGAGGCGAGGCGAAGAUACGAUGGUGCAUUCCACACAGAGAGCCCGUAUAACAUGCUAUUCGUACCUUUUCUUAUAAUAUCAUCGUCCAUCGUAAUCAGGAAGUUUGCUCCAGUACGGUAUGUAAGUUAUUGAUGUGCUGAUGUGUGAACAUGUGGGGCCAAAUGGAAUGAAGAAAAGUGGUUACAGGUGGAGGAACUCUGUCCUCUUGCAUAUAAACUGAAAAAUCACAAUAUAAAUGUUGAAACCAGA